Messenger RNA from Parascedosporium putredinis, 2169 nucleotides. NCBI's taxonomy places the organism in Eukaryota, Fungi, Ascomycota, Sordariomycetes, Microascales, Microascaceae. The record is from the annotation of a GenBank genome assembly.
AUGCUCGGAGACAGCACAAGCGAAGCAGCGUUGGAAGGUCGCUGCAUCGAGUUCGGCGAGCCUCUUGCCAGGGACAGAACUUCGCCGAACGCCACCAGCUUUAUUUGGCGGCCCAUUCCCCCUUCGGCUCUGUUUGAAAGCCUCGCCAUUGUUCACCUGCCCGCGAUGAGCGUCAUGUCCAUGAGCGACGACGCCUCGGUCUCGUCGCCUCGCCAUGGUGGUCUAGGAAUCCUCGGGCCUCCGGCGCCGGCGCCGCCACCCAGAGGCUUUGCCAAGCUGGAGACCAAGGCGCAGGCCAUCGCCCGAAGCGUGAAGACGCUCGCCGCCACGCUCAAUUCCGCGCCCGUAACGCUAGCCGCCGUGUCGAGAGAGUGUAGUCUGAUUGCCGACAGUGUUGCGCAGGCCGGCCGCCUGCCCCACGCCGUGCCCGGGAUCGAGGAGCUGGUGUGGCCUCUGUCGAAUUUGUUGUCUCAGCUCCAAAGCUUGAUUGACCGUAUCCCCUAUUCCGAAGCGGACGACAGCCAGCUUGUCAUUAUCUACAACGAGGACGCUAUCAAGAAAGCGCUAGGUAGCCUCAAGGCGAUUGGGACAUCGCUAAAUUCUUUUGAUAAGGACACCACUGCCAUUAGUGUCAAGGAGCGGCAGCUCUGCCAGCUUCUUCACCUCGCCAUUGACAAGAAGAAAUGUCCAGCCGUGGCGGAACUACUUCAGCAAGGAGCAGACCCCAACCUGCGCCGGGCUGGCUCUCCUCUCCUGCCCCUGCACCGCGCCAUCAACCUCGGAGACGAAGACAUGGCCUCGACGUUGGCGACUGCGGGUGCCAGCGUGAAUACGCCAGACGACGACGACCAUGGGCGAUCAGCCUUGAACAAGGCCCUUGUACGCGGCUUUUCGGGCAAGUUUGUUUCCUUGGUGCUCGAGUUGGGAGCAAAAAUCGACGCGACGGACGACAGCGGCUCCUCGGUACUUCACCUUGCCGCUUUGCUAAACCGAGAGGAUGAUACCAUCGGGACCCUCAUACUUGCCGGGGCGGAUGUGAAUGCAAGAGACAAGCAAGGCUUCACUCCCCUAGCAACGGCAGUCUCCAAGAGUCGAUAUACCUCGGCAAGGCAACUUCUCGAGUACGGUUCGGACCUGGAGACCAAGCUCCCCGGCGAAAAACCAAUCUUACAUCUCGCGAUCCAAGAGCGCGACCAGGCAUUGUGCGAUUUACUCGUAGAGUGGGAGGCCAACUUGGAGGAGGAAUACCACGACCAUACGCCGCUAACAUUCGCCAUCACCAUGGCCUGCUUCGAUAUCGCCCAUAGCUUGAUCAACGCCGGCGCAGAUAUCAACAAACGCAGCGGGAACGGGAAUUUUCCGCUGCUCUCCGCCAUCUCGGCCGAACACGUUGCACUAACGAAUCAGCUCCUAUCUCUUGAAGCCUCCGUCAACGUGGAGGGGCGCGAGGCCGUGAAGCUUCGGAAUAAAGAGACAAUCGACUUCCUCAUCGACGUCGGCGCGGACCUCAACCACCGCAUCAAUCCCAAGGAGACGAUGCUCUCCAUCGCCGUGGAGGCCUGCAACAAGGCAAUCACGCAGACCCUCAUCAACGCAGGCGCGGACACGACAGCGCUGCUCAUAGACGACGACGGGCACGAGACCACGCCGUUCCACGUCGCCGCCGAGUACGGCCUCAACGACAUCCUCCGGCUCAUGGCGGACUCGGGCGCCAACCUAGAGUCCACGGUCUGGCCAGGCUACACGCCGCUCUUUUCGGCUGUGCGAGCGGGCAAUCUUCCGACGGUCAAGACGCUCGUCAGGAGCGGCGCGAGCACGCAAGCGAGGUCGCUUGCUGGAGAGACGGUCCUCUUCGUCGCGACGGCCAACGUCCCCAUGCUCAAGUAUCUGCUGGAGCUGGGCAUCAACGUCAACCACAGGGACCACUACGGAGCCACGGCUCUCCACCACGCGGGCAGCCACGGGCGGAUAGCGUCGGCCAAGGUCCUGCUACAAGCCGGUGCCAGGUCUCUCCACGCCAACGUCGUGUACGACUCGCUCGAGGACUUUCGCGUCGGCUCGAGGUAUAGGCAGGGGACGCCGGCAGGCAUCGCGAGGCAAAGGGCCACAAGAAGGUGGCGGAUGUCAUUGAUCGGUGGAAGGCUAAGCGAUGAUGCGUCCUCAGCCUAG